Molecule: messenger RNA, 1002 nt
Organism: Blastomyces dermatitidis ER-3
Lineage: Eukaryota; Fungi; Ascomycota; Eurotiomycetes; Onygenales; Ajellomycetaceae
Exons: 5
Coding region: 1-1002 (333 amino acids)
Cellular component (GO): nucleus; cytoplasm
Molecular function (GO): RNA binding
Source: RefSeq, a predicted model, not a curated record
AUGUCGGACGUCCGGUCCAAGAACCUGUACGAGCUUCUUGGUAAUGACCCCGAGGAGGAUUCCGAUCGGGAGCCAUCGCCACCCACCAGCGCUAUAACCAAGGCCGCCCCUCGAUAUGGGAAGCGUGAGGGUCCUUCCGAACCUCCCCGUUCUGCCAACCCUGCCAAUGCGCGUGCUCCUCGUGCGGGACGUGCUGGAGGAAAUCGCUAUGGGAAUGAGCAAGCAUUCCGUGACCAUGACGCGAGCGCCCGAGCAAACCGCAGCAAGCCUGUUGAUGCUCCCCUACCGGAUAUCCCAACUGGUGUCGUGAAGAACCGCGACGUGCGCGGCAACCUCCUUCGUGAGGAUCGUACCAACCGCUCGGACAGAACCGAAACCAACAAACAAGUCGAGCAAGGUUGGGGCGCGACCGACGGCGAAGCCAACUGGGAUGACGAACGGGCCGCCGCCGCCUCCGCGAAGCGAGAAAAGAAAGAAGGCCCCGGCAGUGAACCCGCUGACGCUGAAGCUGCCGCUGCUGCCGCUGCCGCCGCGGAAGCCGAGGACAAAGCCAAAUCUUACGCCGAAUACCUAGCCGAGCAAGCCGAGCAGCGCCGCGAGGAUCUGGGCGUCAAGGAAGCGCGCAAGCCCAACGAGGGCGUCAAGGCUGACAAGAAAUGGGCCACGGCCCGCCAGUUCAAGCGCGACGAGGACGAGGAGGCGUACAUCAAGGGUAAAGAGGAGAAGGCACGGCGCGAGAAGGCCAGGAAGGAGAAGGCGUUUGUCGAGGUGGAUAUGCGCUUUGUCGAGCAGCCUCGCGGCGGGCGUGGUGGGGGACGCGGUGGCGGGGGCCGUGGAGGCGGCGAUCGUGGCCGUGGCGGGAAUGGCGGACGGGGCGGUGGUGGUCGUGGUGGGGAGUUCCGUGGCGGUGCGGGCCCCCGUGGUGGCCCCCGUGGCGGCCCCGCUGCCGGCCCCAGCGUCAACGUCGAUGAGAAGAACUUCCCGGCUCUUGGCGGCAAAUAA